CGCCCAGAUGUGGCCCCACUAGGGCCCAGUCCAGGCUUGCAGGCCAGCCCUUGCCUGGGCCCCCCUCCUACUGCCAGGCUGCCAGUCGGGAGAGCAGGAAAUCGUGCUGCUGUUUCCCUGGGAGCGUCUCGCGAGCCAUUUCUGAGGCUCUGCUGCCAUCUAGCGAGGGAGAGUCUGACGCGCCCAAUGGUGGCUCGUGCUCUGCUUUUCCAGAGCCAGCUUGCUCCUGCCCACUGCGGAGGAAAACACUUGGAGGGCUGGAGCACUUGUCCUCCCGGCCGGGAGCCUCCCCAGGCACGCCAGGGGGCAGCCGGGAAGAGAGAACUGCUGUGGAAACGGAAAAGCAGGGGCUGCCAGCUCCGAGGAGUGCCCCCCUUUGGCUGCCACACCAAGGCCUGAGGCAGAUGAUGUGCCGGCUCCUUGGGGAGCUGGGGAGCUCUGCCCAUAUCAGCCAUCACGCCCAGACCGCAAGCAUCAGGAGUACUGAUGCCUUGUACCUUUUAUUAUGUGAGUGCUGAUGACCUGUGUCUCUUAUUAUGUGGAAGAUCAUCCAAAGGAUCCCAUCCAGAGGAAGCUCAGUUUCCUAAUAUUUUGUUAUCAUGCAGCCCCUACCUUUGACCCGCUCUGUACCAAAGAGCUGAGUACUGAGACCCCGGUACUUCAACCCCAGGAAACCGCUGCCCAGAUGAGGAGCAUGGCCAUAAGGAGUUGUCUGCUGGAGCCUUGGAGAGCUGGACAUGUUUGAAAGGAGUCUAACCCAAGUUCUUGUGUGAGAUACCUCAGGAUAUUCCUGUAAGCCCGACCUGAAGUUUCUCUUCCACAAGAAGCCUGAAAAAACUCUGGAGAAAGAAGGGUGAAAUCGUCUGUCUCUCUCUCACUCUAAUCUCCUUCCUUCCUUUAUCACCAUGAGGACUCUCCUCCUGAUACUCUCUCUCCAGCUUUGCUGGUCUUCCUCUGUGGGCCCUCGCCAGUGGGGAGACAACUUCCUGGCCAGACUAGGGGACUCUGUGGGUAAUGGGGGGGUCCAGGAUUGUUGGGUGUGCCACCAACACCCCCAAGGUGGCCCACAGAUGCGGCCUUAUGCAUUCUUUGCAAAGGUCCCAUUCCCACGGGUCACCAUCUCGUCCCUGGACGCCACUCCAUUUGUACUAGCUACCCCGCAGGGGAACUCCUCUGACCCGACUGCCCCCUGCUUUCUGGCUGGGAAAGAUCUCCUAUUUACACAUCACCAAAACACAGAGACAGUGGUUGUCACCGUGGCCCAUAAUGGCCACGUUGACAUCCCUGAUGUGGGGACACUGACUUGUACCACCAACACUGUGGGUGCAAGCGAGUGUGACCCCUCUCGAGCCUGCCGCAAUUUCACCUCGGCAACUUGUACCAGCUGCAGAGGUGGGUCUCGGGCUAGAUGCACCUAUGACUCUGGACCUCCCCAAAGAGUAACUGUGGGGCAUCCAUUCCGGGCUUAUCCUGGCAAACCCGCCCACAGUGCUUCCGCAGCACCUUCCUUGAAGCUUCUUCACAAGCUCCUGAAAACUCACAUUGUGAUCGAUAGAAUGUCAUGUAACUACAGUCAUCCUUGGGGACGGGCAACCAGGAGACGGCUACAGAAGCUGACCUCGGGUACCCUCUGUGCGCCAAAGGGAUAUGCUUUUCUCUGUAAAGUAAAUGCUCCAUUCUUUUUCAAUAUUUCCAAGGUUCCUGUUAAGAGGAAUGCCUCUGAUUGGGACCCUCCCUCACCUGUAAUUCUCUCCACCCGUUGCUUAACACCUUUCAAGCACUAUGGAGCUUGCACUCUAGGCCACUUAAGGGCUCCUUUCACUGUAUAUAAUGCUAGAACCUCAGACACAGCCCCCACCCCUUCAAGUAGACAGAAGCGAGGAUUUUGGGAAAAAAUUCUUUGGUUCUUAAGGAAUGUCUCAGCAAAGCUAGUUCCCUGGUCGGAAUACUUAGAACAGGAGGAUUUUCUCGCCAACCUUACUGCCGCCAUGAACUACCAUCGCCACAUAAUGUAGGGAAAGCUGUUGGAGGCAAGACAUUUGUGAGAAACUCCUCACCUCCUCCCCACCCCCAGUCUUCCUCUGGGUGGGGUUCCUGGCUGUGGUCUCUAAUAACUACUAUACUAACUCACUCCUCAUGAUUAAUUUUUUUUUUACUCAUAUCAGGCUCCUGCAUUUUAAACUGCUCUUGAGAUUUUUUCCCUCCAGGCUCCAAGGUACGAAUUUUCAACUGCUCAUUCAGCAUGGAGAUUGUGGGACGACCGAUUGGGACACACAACACCCCUUGGAUGCUGAUGCGUCUUCAGAUCCCGAUUCCCCCCCCCCCAACCCCGGGGGAACUUAGGGCUAUGUCUACAACCCUCGUCAGCUCGAAGCAAUUAUAGAAGAAUGAGACCUUCGCCCCUUUACCCCAAAUGAAUUUGAGGGGGGAAAUGACGGGAGUGAACCGUAAAACUAGAUUUGGAGUCUCAGACACUGAAAAGUCUGGGAAAAAGCAUACUUUCCCAGACAAGUCCUUCCCAAGUUAAGCAACGUCAUUCAAUUGGAGAUCUUGGUCAAAUCAUCCUCCAUUGAUCUUUUGGCGGUGUCCCCGAUCCCUUUCCGGAAAUUCCAGAGUCUGGGAAAAAAGCCUUCAAAAUGAUUUCAGAUAUCAUUGUCAUACGUCCAAGAUUUACACAUAAAACAGGGGUCUAUUUACACACUCUUUGUAAACUUCCUCAUGAGAGAGCUUCUUAGUGAACAAUAAAACUUUCUUUUUGCCACAAAUUUCAGGGUUCUAGAGACUUUUUUCCCAUUUGGACCUGCCUCUCCGAGCAGAGGGGAUCUCUAUCCCCCUAUUCCCACAUCUCAACAUAAAGACGCUUUUCAACAUUCAUUUUAAGUUCCAAACUUUUCACUCCUCCCCCACCAAGCAGCCAACCAAUAUAGGCUACACAUGUACAAUCAUGGGAAAUAUAUUUCCAUAUGAGUCUUGCGAAAGAAGAAUCCGAAUAAAAGGGGGAACUGCGUAGAAAUAAAGAAAAAUAAUAAACAACCAAAAAAAGAGAAUAGCCUGCUGUGAGCCACAUUUACCCUCCACACCAGAGAGCCAAACUCCAAGGAGGCAGAGAGAAUGUGGGUGGCUCCAAACAUAAUGUUCUAUCGGGUAUCAAGGCUUUCUGAAGGUGGACAUGCAUUUUCUCAGCAGUUCCAUGCUGUCUGCCAUCUACCCGGCAGUAUUUUCUGUGGUUUCCCCCUCCAUUUUGUAUUUCAGUGUGAAACAAGUGAACUACAAAGCCACAAUCACCAAAACAAACACAGCAAGAUAGAGGGAAGAUGGGCAAGGACUGGCUUGGGCCCCCCAGAUUCAAUACGGCUGCGGCUCCUCCCAUAAUUCCUUUCAAUAGUGGGUGCCAUAGCAAAGGCUCCGUUUUCAGAGGGGGGCGAAUUCAGCCCAUUCAACCGGAAGAACAAGCGGAGCACAAUCUCAAGAGAAAGUAGCCGUGGAGGGCAAGUGGAGGAAGGAGACCCUCCCCUGCUAUCUCUCCAAUUGUAUUUCUCAAGUUCCAACAAACCAAACGGGUGUCCACGGGCCUUGGGAAGUUCUGGAAACAUAGAACCUGGAGGCAAAGAGGAAAAGAAAAAGACUGGAAGGCGCCAGAGAGCCUUCAAUGCGAUGGAAAAGGUCCCGAUAGCGAUCUCGGAGGAGAGACCGGAGCACCCCAGAGAGCUCGGGACUCCCCACGCUGCCUUUCGGGGGCCCCACUUCUUUUAUUAGAGAGAGAACGUCCGAGACCAAAGUGACCUGUUUUCAGCGUAGACACCCAAAGCUUCCCUCCGAUUUGCGGCUGCUGCUUCUCUGCUUGGCAGUCCCUUCAGUCAGAAAGAGCCGGUCCGGAUCCCAGCGGAGCUGGCGCAGCAGCAGCAGGACCUGACCCAGAGAACUCUCCGAGUGCGCAGAGUCCCUCUGAGAGGGCUCCCUCCGGGUGAGACUGCCUGCCUCACUCCCUCGGCACUUGUUCCCCGUCCCCCUCCCCAAUCCCAGCCCCUCCUUCCCCCCCGGAGUCAGAGGCCAGGCCUGGGAGGCUGAGCCGCUUCUGGACCCCGUGGUUGCAGGAGCAUCAGAGGGAAAAGGCUGGGAGGGUGAAGAAGGUGCUGAAGGAACCCCGGCUGCUUUGCAGUCCGGCCCUCAUGGAAUCCUCCCCAGCAAUUAAAGUCUCCGGCAAGGGGGUGAUCACAGCAAUGGGGAGCCAAGUCCGAAUGGGAUUGGGGGUGGGAGAGCUUUUCAGCGGAAACCAACACAGAGCCUCACUCAGCUCAUCAAAUGGGCUGUCAGGGAGCUUGAGCCUCUCGUGGAAAUGGGGAAAUUCUUGUGGAGAUGGGGACCCAGAGUGUGGGAAAAGCCCCGCCUUCAGAUCAUUUUCUCUCUAAAGUCUGUGAUUUGCGUCAAAGAAUGAAAAUUUCAUUCUGUGAAAUAAUUGCCUUGGACAAUUUGCGUUUAUCCCCCUCAUAUUUAAAUGGAUUCUCUGAGAAGAAGGGGAGGAAGCUUCCAGAGUAAAGCCUGGUGUCCUUUUUCUUCCUGAGAAAGAAGGGGAGACUGGGAAGGACAGAAGGGGAGACUGGGAGGUAAGAAAGGUUCUUUGUUUUUCAUUUCACCUUUUUCUCCCCGGGAGGGGCUGUUUAAAGUCCCAGUGGCUCUGCUUCCUGUACCUUCCCUCUUUCUUUUACACCUACAGCCUUCCCUCGGCUUAGUCAAGAUGGAUUUUUUGAAAAGCAGUUUGGUCAGUUUGGAACAACGGUUUGCCUCUAAAAAGUGGUCUUUGAAAAUUCCAUUGGACUUGUAGCAGGGUGGAAAAGUCCCUCUUCUAGCACACACACACACACACACACACACCCACACUUCCUCUACAUGUCCUUUUUCCUGCUGGGACUUUCAAAAGCAAACCAAAAAAUUAGGUUUCUCUGUUUAGGGCAAGUUUU
Molecule: messenger RNA, 4958 nt
Organism: Sarcophilus harrisii (Tasmanian devil)
Lineage: Eukaryota; Metazoa; Chordata; Mammalia; Dasyuromorphia; Dasyuridae
Exons: 5
Coding region: 906-2015 (369 amino acids)
Source: RefSeq, a predicted model, not a curated record